AUGGUGCUAUCAAUAUGGUGUUUUCAAGAAAAAUUUGUAACCGUGGAGGACUUAGGAAAAAGAUACGAAGGUUAUGACAACUAUUUCACGUUGAAGAUACACUACAGUGGUGUCUUCACCAAAGCACCUGGAAGGAAAUACGUUGAUGGUGUUGUAGCAUAUGUAGAUGAUGUUGACACUGAUUUAUUUUCAGUUCAUGAGCUUGACGACAUGGAACCAAGCUGCCAAGCUGAUGAUGGAGCUAAUACUACAACCGUUGAUGAUUAUGAACCAUUUAUAGAGGAUUACUCACUUUAUGCUGAUUAUGAUACUGAGUUUAAUGUUGAAACUUCAUUUGAAAAACAACCAGAAGUGGAUUAUCUAGAGGGUAUGAGUGAUGAUAGUGGAGAAGCUUUCUACUCUGAGAGUGGCCAUGCUUCUAAGGAUAGUGGAGAUGAUUCUGAUGACAAUGAAUGCAAUGUGGAUGAGUCUAACAUACAAUUUGAUGUAGAUGUAGACAUGAGUGAAUUCCAUAAUGUUGUUAAUGUAGAUGAACAUGGAAUCUUGAACAAUCAUUCAAAAGAUGAAGGGAUUGACAUGGUUGAUGUGGAAGUUAUUGUCGCUGAUGAUUAUCAAUUUGCAAGAUUUCAUGAAGAUGAUAGGAAGAGACUGCUAAAAGAGUUGAGUAAGUUAAGUACAUGCUCACAUGGAGAGGUUCAUGUUAAACCAUUUCAGAUUGGCCAUGUCUUCAAAACCAAGCUUGAUGUUAAAAACUACAUGAACUCACAUGCUGUAGCAACAAGGAGGUCUUUAUACCUAGCCAAAAAUGACAAAAUCCAGAUUAGGGUGAAAUGUAAAGGUGUUGUAAUGACUGCCCAUUCACUUUACUUCCACCAAAACAUAAGACACAGGUUGGGAGGCCUAAGAAGAAGAGAAGGAGGGGUGUUGAUGAGCCAAACAGCCAAGCUGGAAGAUUGA
This is a messenger RNA of Lactuca saligna, 957 nucleotides long. NCBI's taxonomy places the organism in Eukaryota, Viridiplantae, Streptophyta, Magnoliopsida, Asterales, Asteraceae. The record is from the annotation of a GenBank genome assembly.